CCAAAAUGGCGACGUCCAUGGGCGAUGCCACGUCCUCGACGUCGUUGGAUACAGUUGAAAAUUUGACAGAUUUAGAAGCUAUUCAAAAGGCAUUCGAUGAAUUAUGCAAUGAAGAGAUGACAGUUGAGGAUGAGUUGAAGGGGUUGCUGGAUCAUCAAUCUCGGCUAGAGAGCAAGAUGGUUGGUCUUCACAAAGCCCUCCCGAACCUGCAGAUCCUGCAGACAGACUCCCGGCAGCUGAGCAGCAUGAUCUCCUUCACCUCCACGCUGGCCGACAACGUCAGCAGUAAAGUCAGGAAACUCGACCUCGCCAAGAGCCGUGUUUCUGACUGUAUAGAGCGGGUGGAGGAUAUUCUUGAUCUCAAAUUCUGUACUGAUGGGGUACAAACUGCUCUGCAGAAUGAAGAUUAUGAAAAGGCUGCCGGCCAUAUCCAUCGAUACCGAAAUCUGGACGAGUCAGUUCUUAGAAUGAGUGCUGAUAAUGAUGAAGGUGGGACACUGGACAUCUCCUUCAAGCUGCUGCAUGAGGCAGAGGACAAACUCAAGGCCAUCGUCACCUCCAAGUUUGAUGCUGCUGUCCACUCCGAGGAUGUGGCAUCUGUAGAGCGAUUCUUCAAGAUAUUCCCGUUGCUGGGGCAACAUGAAGAAGGACUCACUAAAUUUGGAAAAUAUUUGGCUAAAAAGCUGUCUGAGAAUGCUGACAAUCAGAUGAAGCUUGCUCUGCACAUGGACAGUGAUGACAAGCGGGCCAAGGUGCUGUUUGCAGACACCAUCACUCUGCUGUUUGAGAGUAUCGCUCGAGUCGUGGAGAUACAUCAGCCAUUAGUAGAAACAUAUUAUGGCCCGGGGAAGCUCCUGAUCCUGCUGAAGAUGCUGCAGAAGGAGUGUGAUCGGCAGUCAAGGAAAAUUGUAGAACAGUUUAAGUCAAUAAGAGACUAUGAACACAAGGUCCGGCAGGUUCAGCAGAGUUUGAUGAUCCAGAAACAAACCUCCACAGAGAAACUUGAACCUAAGGACCUGGAUGUGUUGCUGUCUGAGGUUGUGCUCAUCAGUACACGAGCCGAGAUGUAUCUCCGCUUCAUCAAGAGGAGAGCCCUGACUGAUUUAGAAGUGGCAUUUCCAGAUGAAGAUGACAGAACAAGAGAGUGUGUUGACCUGGACAAGUAUCUGAGUGGCUGUGACCUGAGUCGUCUGAUGCAGGAGCUGAUCGGCAGCUACAUCAUGAUGGAGGAAUACUUCAUGAGAGAGAUGGUGCUCAAGGCCGUCAACAUGGACACCUUGGAGGAUGGAGCACAGACCUCCAGUAUGGUGGAUGAUGCUUUCUUCAUUGUCAAGAAAAGUGUAAGACGUACCAUCUCCAGCUCCAGCGUGGAUGGCGUGUGUGCGAUGUUGAACCACGCGUGUACGCUGCUAGAGCAGGACUUCCGAGAGGUGUUGUACGCACGGCUCCGCUCUGGCUUCCCGUCGGGCUUCGACCUACAGCAGGCCUACAACCUGGUACAGUCCAGCUUCCAGCAGGGCAAGCUGCAGAGCUCCGACUCCGAGAAGGAGAAGGCAAAGACUCUCUUUCUGACUGCCUUAAACAAUGCUGAAGUCAGUUCAGAAUACUCAAAAGCUUUGAAAACAAUCCUCGAGGAUGAGGUAUCAAAACUCUACAGCCAGUGUACGGAGCAAGCCAGAGCCAAGCUAGAGAGCUGUUUGUCAGACCUUGGAACGGUACCCGCCAAGUUCAAGGACGUGAUCGAGUUUGGCUUCUCCCAGCUGACAUCGAGUGUUGUGAAGCCUCGCGUCAAACCGCUGGUGGAGUCCUUCCUCUCUACAGACCACAAUUUGACUGAGGAGGACUUCUCCAACUAUGAGGCAAACGAUCCGUGGGUCCAAAACUUCAUUAUGAACCUGGAUGCUCUGUUCAGCACUUUCAAGGCCACUCUCACAUCGGGAAACUACGACCGCCUUGUGAACCUCAUCGUGGGUGAGAUCACCGUUCAGCAGGAGAAGGCCAUCACCAAGUCAACAUUCAACAGGCUGGGAGGCCUCCAGUUUGACAAGGAGCUGCGUUCAUUGGUGGGCUACCUCUCCUCCGUCACCACCUGGACCAUCAGAGACAAGUUCGCCCGCAUCACACAGAUGGCCACCAUCCUCAACCUGGAGCGGGUGUCAGAAAUACUCGACUACUGGGGUCAGAAUUCUGGACCUUUGACCUGGAGGUUGACCCCUACUGAAGUCAGGCAGGUGCUCAGUCUCAGGGUGGACUUUAGAAUAGAAGAUAUCAAGAGGCUGAAGUUAUGACAGGACUGUUUACUCAAACCCAAACAUGUCUUUCACUUUAUCUCAUCAUUCCAUAACCAACAUGGCUGUCUCAUGGACAGGUCAUGAGACCACAAGACAAGGGAGGUAACUCUCAAGACUACACACGAUUGUAAUGGCAGCAUUAUCUUUGAUCUGAAAAAACAUGGUAGUCUGUCUACCAAGAGUGAUGUCCUUAUAAACAACAUGUGAUUGAGGGCAGAGGGUGUAAUAUAUGGAGGGAGUUUGAUGGUGUACUGUCAAUAAUAUGCAUGUGCUCCCAAGCUCCUCACAGUGACAUCUCAUUCCUGUAGCUUUCUAUAUUACUGCCUAUCACCAUGUUAGAUGGCCUACAACCCUGUAUGGAGUUGUUCAUCAUGUUAACACUGUUGUGAUGCUGUGUUCCUUAACUCUACUUCAUUGUUUUGUGGAUCAAUGAGUGAGUAUGGUUUUUACGCCGUUUUUAGCAAUUGUCCAGCAAUAUCAUGGCGGAGGUCACCAGAAAUGGGUUUCACACAUUGUACCCAUGUGGGGAAUCAAACCCGGGUCUUUGGCGAGGUGAGCAAACGCUUUAACCAUGAGGCUACCCCACCUCACAGCCCUGUUUUGUGUUGAAUAGAAGCUAUACCUCCUUUUAACUUUCAGGUGAAUAGUGUGAUGAAAAUGUAAGAAGUUGGGUGAUUGUCUAUUUGUUUGCAAUCUCAAAUCGUUAUUUUUGUAGGAAUAACUAUAAAUUGAUCUGAUAAAUAGAGAGUAUGUCCUUUUGUCUUUUCAACAAUUUACCACAAUAACAUUUCAGCAGACUUAUAUACUUUUAGGAACAAACUAAAAUCAUCUGGGAAAUAGCAAGUAGCUCAGUAUUCAUUUUCACAAAUAAUCAAACAUCCAUCUUCUCCCUGACAUUCUCGUCAUAUUAUUUACCGGAUAAUUAAAACAAACUAUUAUUUCCAUUUGAUACACAUUUUGAGUUUGUCGGCUUCGUGUUGAUCAUUUCAUUGGUCGGUCAAAGUGUGUGAAAGGCCUCUCUAACGUGAUCUGUGAUGGGAUGUUCUCCGAUCUUUGUGAAGCGGUAGGAAGCACUUAGUUCGGAUUUUAAUGAGAUUGGAAUGGAACUCAAGUGACACCUACAAGGGGAGGUUAUCCAUAGUGGGAGGUGACAGUUUCUUAUUGAUGAGCUUAUGUCCAAGCUCUUGCUCGCAUCCCUCAAGAGCAGUCUGUGAUACAUAGAGGUUGCCUGACCAAGGGUGUCUGUCGAUAGAUCCUCAAAGCUCUGUGUCCAACACUUUUCGCUUUCUGCUCUGUCUACAAAUUUGAUUCUCAAGUGCAUCAUAUCUCCAUCAUGUUAUGAUCAAUACCCAGGAACCAUUGGCCACCAGGGGGCACAUGUGGUCCUGUCAUCUAAGGCGCCCAAAUAAGGUUUGCCCUGAUUACUUUUCUCAGUUUGUCAGCACCCUUGCUCGUGGGUUUCACUAAAGUGGUCAACGUCUAAGAUCUGCAUCACUUUGGGCUUUCCUCCCACAUCUAGCUGACAUACCAUGAUAUAACUGGAAUCCUGUUCCAAGUGACAUUAUGUCAGACUCACUCACCACUCAUGUCACUACUAUAUCUUCAUUUGAGAAGUAACGUCGGCAGGUCCAUUUCUUUCAUCACUAAUUUAGUUUAGAAUGUCUCCCCUAUGAGCUUGAAUUCAGCAAGCAGUCAAAACACCCUUCUGAACGUGACUACAUGGAGCUACAUUCAACAUUGCAGCCUGGUACGAGACAGCCCUCCGUGUGUUUAGUUGAAUCAGAAGACUUAGAAAUUAACUGGAAAAGAUUCUUUCCCAAAUACUAAGAUAAGGAGGAGGUUACAGUACAUUCCAGAUUUAUCUGAGAUGGCAAAAGUCGAGUUGGGUACUAGGGAUAUUUCAAAUUGUUUCUAUCACGAAUGAACAGUGAACUUCUAUGGGACGUGUUUUCGCGUCAUGUUGCUUGGACCUGAUUCAGAAGGAAGCUAUGAAGGCAAAUGGAUCCAGUUAAAAUGGAGGUAUGAUGCUGUGGAGAAUUGAGGAUGCUCUGUCUACUGCUUUUGCAAAUUCUUCCUUCCAACUUAAGACGUAUAUAUGAUCUAUGUACGUCUUUGUUCCAACAAAUGAAUUGAAAUUAUUUAUGUGAAAAUGUCACAUUAAGUAUAUUUGCCUUCUUGGUAUAAAAUGGGGUGUUAUUUCAUUAUUGGAUAAUUUGAAAUAUUUAUAUAUAUAAAUAUUUGUUUUUGUUUACUAUGGAAACAAAUGUUGAGUAUUUGUUGAUGAGUUGGAAAGAUUCUGAAAACAUUCUGAAGGAAUAAAUACUCUAAAAAUAGUGAACAAAGAAAAGCAAUAAAUAUAUGAUUUUUAUGAAGUAUGAUGCACAAUUUGGGAGAGAGUCAUGAAAUAAAGUGGCAGUUUUGUACUUUUGAAAUAUCAAAACCUGUGUUACUUUCAUGAGAUAUUAAUCAGCUAUUUAGCAGAGGGUGGGUGGGAGAGAGUCAUGAACAUUAUGGACAAAUAUUGAGGGAGAGUUUCAAAAACAAAUCAUCUAACAUUACAUAAAUCAUGGCCCCUAUCUGCAAUGGUAACAUGAAGUCCUCAGCACUGCAAAGCCAACAUGUUGCUCUGCAAUGAGUCCAGUUAAUGUUUUUUGUAUGUUUGCUAGCCAGUGUGAAUGUGCAUACACAUUUGCAGGGGGGGGGGGGUCGUGAACGGAGGGAAGGAAGGGAGAUAACUCUCUGAGGCACACAUGUUCUGGAACCUGCUGUGGUUGUGAUGGGCACAGGGACUUGUCAGUGGAGGUGUAUAUAGCAAAUGUAUGUAGUCCAUGCUACUGCUCACAGGGUGUAACUUAUGUAUAUUGGUUCUGUAUAUUUGUACAUAGUUAUUGUUCAGUGUCAUCUAUUUCAAGUAACUCCAUUGGUGUUUGUUACUCAUAAAUCAGGCUGUAUGUGUGAAUUAUAGGAUUAUGAUGCAAACCUGAUGUUUGUUUACAAAGCUGAAUUGUUUUACAGUGAGAAAUGUCAUCACUUUGGAUGUCUGCCCAUCAAAAUGUGAACAGUGUAUAACUCUUCAUGUGAACAGUGUAGAUAUCUCCAUGUGAACAAUGUAGGUAUCUUCAUGUGAACAGUGUAGAUAUCUUCAUGUGAACAUUGUAGAUAUCUCCAUGUGAACAGUGUAGAUAUCUUCAUGUGAACAGUGUAGAUAUCUUCAUGUGAACAUUGUAGAUAUCUCCAUGUGAACAAUGUAGAUAUCUUCAUGUGAACAGUGUAGAUAUCUUCAUGUGAACAGUGUAGAUAUCUCCAUGUGAACAUUGUAGAUAUCUCCAUGUGAACAGUGUAUCUUCAUGUGAACAGUGUAUCUUCAUGUGAACAGUGUAAAUAUCUCCAUGUAAAUAGUGUACUGGUAGAUAUUUCGAUGUAAACAGUGUAGAUAUCUCCAUGUAAGCUGUUGAUAUCUCCAUGUACAAAGGGUAGAUAUCUCCACAUAAACAGUGUAGAUACUUGUUCCAUAUUAAUCUGUGAUCAACUGAAUGUGCUAUGCAUUAUAAAUGUUGUGUCAUUUGUAUGUCAAGUGUGAACAGAGAUGUGAAAAUGUUUCCUCAUGGGCUGUCCUUGAUUGUAAAUCUUAGUAUUGAGACAUCAAUCCAAAAUAUAAUGAUAUUCUAAUAUAAAUAUGAUUUUUCACAAUAUGAUUUUCAGUUUGUAACUGAGUAAUUAAAGAUUUUGAUCAUUGUAACAUCUUAUACCGUAUUGGCCGUUAUAAACGCCCUGGGUGCUUAGAAAAUUGACAAAACCAUAGACAAGUAAAGUUUGUUUUCAGAGGUGGAGCAAAAGUGAACAAACUUAGGUCAAAUGUAAUUGUAACUGAAACGAUUUCCAUUAUAGUUUUUAGUAAAUUUAUACCCAUUCUUUGCUGCUGGUGUAAGUAGAAAAUCUGUAAUUCUACACAAGAAAAUAUGGACUGUAAUAUCUUAGCAGGAUGCUUAUAAAGAUUACUUACAGAUUGGUCUAGAAGUUGGAAAGGGGGUGCUUACUGGAACAGAGCACUUAAUACGGCGAAUAUGGUAAUUCAUGUUUUUCCUAUUUUUUGGGGGGUGCAGGUGGCCCAGUCGUCUAAUGCGCCGCAAUUCACUGUGCAGAGUUGCGUCCCUUGGGCACGCCAGAAACCUAUGAUUGUGGGUUCGAAUCCCGGUUCACCCCGAUUAUGUUUCUAG
Molecule: messenger RNA, 6508 nt
Organism: Haliotis rufescens (red abalone)
Lineage: Eukaryota; Metazoa; Mollusca; Gastropoda; Lepetellida; Haliotidae
Product: conserved oligomeric Golgi complex subunit 4-like
Exons: 22
Coding region: 6-2288 (760 amino acids)
Source: RefSeq, a predicted model, not a curated record